Morus notabilis is the source of this 715-nucleotide messenger RNA. RefSeq lists its product as uncharacterized. The coding region runs from base 143 to 715 and encodes 190 amino acids. Lineage: Eukaryota; Viridiplantae; Streptophyta; Magnoliopsida; Rosales; Moraceae. The transcript is spliced from 3 exons. The record is from RefSeq and is a predicted model, not a curated record.
AGGACGGCUAGUCGAGGAUAAAUUUGUGGUUCAUUUGGAGUUCAUCCUGUUCUGUCUUACAGAAGAGAAUUUUGAGGAUGCUCAUCAGGCUGCUCUAAGCCUCAUUCAAGAAAAUGAAUUUGUUAGAGACCCAGUCUCAUGUAUGGUUGUAGGACUUACAUUCUACCAGUUUUGGUAUUCCAAUGUCCCAAAAGAAAUGCUGUUGACAGACUCAGAAGAAGUUGCUGUCCCUCGGCAAACAAAUGAUAACACUAACUCUCAAGAAGCCGUUACAGACUAUCCCCAUAAUUCAGACUCCUCUAUCAAGGAGCAAAUAUCAUCUACGGGGUCUGAUGGCAGAUUACACAGAGAAAAUUCUGUGAGAGUUAUUAAUAGGAUGAUCGAGAUAGAAAACCCUCCACAGAACUUUCAGCCCCAAGGAUUCUAUGCUAAUUCUAAUGAAGAUACAGGAAAUAAUCUGUCUCUAUCUAAUCACGGUGUUCAAUUUCAGUACCCUCUAAAUUUCUCAGCUCUUGGUGAGUAUAGAAUUUCCUUGCCAUUUUUAUUCCCUGAGAAGUAUUAUUGUAUUUUAGACUUUCAUAUGGUUGAUUUCUGUCUACAAGGUUUUUUUCUUUUCCUUUUAUUUAUUCAUUUACUUGGCACAAAUUCAAUGACUUAUUUGGCAGAAAUUAAUUUAAAGAGAACGAAAGAACAAAAACUCCUACUUAUUAUAUGA